AUGAGCGAUGGAGUUGGUUUCUUCUUUGAUUUCUAUUAAGACUUUCAGUCCUGCGAACUUGAAUUGAACUAAAACCAGAUAUUAGAUCAAAAUUUUGAAUAUUAGUUUUGUUAUGAUCAUUCAAAGGAAAUGAUUGAAUUUUAACUUUAGAACCUCUAGAUUGAAAAUUAAUAACAGGAAGAACAAUUAUCAUUUUCCAAGAAUUUAUAUGAAUUAUAAAGUUGUGAUUCCUCAAGCGAGGAGGAGAAUAGCAAAUAAUAAUAUCAAAAUUUUGAGUAAUUAAAUUAAUCAAGAAGCAGAAGUAGAGAGAUAGAAAAAAAAGAAGGGAAAUUAAAGAAGUGGACAUAAUUAGAAAGUGAUUUAUUGACGAAUUAUUAUAAUCAAUUUAAUGGAAAUUGGGAUAGAAUUGCUGAAUAAAUGAAAGGGAGAACUAUCAUUUAAUGUAAGCAAUAUUGGCAUAGAAAACAUAAAGAUGAGGAUUAGAAAAAAAGUAAAUGGACAUUUGAAGAGGAUUAAAUAAUUAAAGAUAACAUCAAUUAGUAUGAAAAUAAUUGGGCAGCCAUUGCAAAAAUAUUAAAAAGUAAGACAGGAAAAUAAAUAAGAGAGAGGUAUAUCAAUAAAUUGAGAGCAGACAUCGUAGAUUCUAAGAAAUAGCCAUGGACACCAUAGGAAGAUUUAAAACUAAUACAGUUAUUUCAUUAAUUUGGAUCAAAAUGGUCUAGUAUAGCAAGAUAGUUUUAUGGAAGAUCAGAUUUGCAAGUUCGAAAUAGGACAAGGAAAUUGCUAAAAGAUGAUAUACCUUAAUACCCAAAGUCAGUAGAAGAUUAGAAAUUGAAAAUAUAAGUUUAAUUAGAAAAUGAUUUUGAUGCAUUCAACGAUAUAGGUUCCACUUGUGGAAAGCCUCAAAAUAAAAUAAAAUUUAGUUUUGAUUAGUCCAAUUCUUCAACAUUCUCAUUCAAUUAAACUAAAUUAGAUUGA
This is a messenger RNA of Paramecium tetraurelia, 978 nucleotides long. RefSeq lists its product as uncharacterized. Gene Ontology annotation, biological process: regulation of DNA-templated transcription. Gene Ontology annotation, molecular function: DNA-binding transcription factor activity, RNA polymerase II-specific; RNA polymerase II cis-regulatory region sequence-specific DNA binding. Gene Ontology annotation, cellular component: nucleus. The transcript has 5 exons. NCBI's taxonomy places the organism in Eukaryota, Ciliophora, Oligohymenophorea, Peniculida, Parameciidae. The record is from RefSeq and is a predicted model, not a curated record.